AUGGAGGAAGGCAAGGAAACGUGCGGUCGUUUGAAGUCCUUGCGUCUGCAUUUCCCUCUGAAUCGCUACCUGUUGUUGUUUUUGUAUUUGUUGGUGGUGUUGGUACGGGGAUGCACCUACUGGGGAUGGAAUGGCAUUCAAGAGAUGCUGUACAAGUCCGGUGCUUAUCUUUGGGAAUGCGACGACCCCUCAACGAUCACGGAGUUGCGCGUGGGAGAUGAGAAAUACGUCGACUGCCCAGCAAGAAAACAAAUGUUAGGAGGCAUAUUUACAACUGCCUUGGGCUCUAAUAUGCUAUCCUCUUUCCUCGCCGGCAUUGUGUUAGAUGCUGUCGGGCCAAAGAUAACAUUAUUAUUUGGUAUCAUCAUGGAUACUGCGGGUUGGUUGUUGCUGGGGUUCUCGGGGGAGAGUUUCCGUGCGUAUUAUGCAGCAGCUUUCUGCAUUGGUGUUGCUGCUGAUCCUGGGUAUUUGCCUCUUUUAUCUAUAAGCAAGCUGUUCCCUAGCAAUUCUUCUUUUGUAAUUUCUAUUAUGGGAUCUGUUCGGUCCAUUUCUUUCGCUAUUCCUGUUAUUAUGGCAGCUAUAUUUCAAGGCUCCUCCUUUGCACCCGAGGAUCUAUGGAAGAUGUGCGUAGGUUACGUGGGGGUUGGCCAGGGUAUAUCUCUCUUGGUGACGCUUCUGUUCGUCCCCAUGGCAUCCUUCAAGGCUGCUGCGCCUGCUGCUGUUACAGCAGGAGCAACAGGGUCGGGAGAGCUGCCUCAGGAGGAGCAGCAAAGGGAGGGGUCGCAAAAAGAAGAAUCCCUUUCUACAGAAUCAGCAGCAGCAGCAGCAGCAGCAAGACAGAAAGAUACUCGUUCUUUCUUGCAGCUGCUUGUUGACCCCAAGUUUCUGCUGCUGUUGCCGAUAUUUGUUUGUGCUCUGGUUCGUUCAGAUUACUAUGCAAAAUCAAAUAAAGAACAGCUGGUGACAUCUGAAGGAAAGGAUUUAUAUCAGAUGUUUGCAAUAAUGAAUAUUCUUAGUUUCAUCCCUGGUCCUUUGUUCGGUCGAUUGGUAGAUAAGUAUGGCAUUAUAUUGGUGUUGUUGCUUCUUAACUCAUCUGGGGUGCUGAUGUUUUUGUUUCUAAUCUUUGAUCGCCUCAUUUGCAAGGGUAUUUCAGUGUUUUUCUUCUUCAUAUACACCUCAUUUGUCCUCAGCAAUGUAUACUGUUUCAUAUCGAUCAACUUCCCUGAACAUGCAUUCGGAAAGCUUACAGGGCUUACAUCUGCAACAGGAGGAAUAUUUGUUCUCAUCAGCAUGCUCUGGUAUAAAAAAGUAUUAGAAUAUGAACCCCCAAACAACUUUAUUGUCGUCGAUGCGAUCAUGGUUGCUGCGGGAUUUCUGGUUUAUGCACUUAUCUUUAUUCUGUGGAGAGUCACCAAGAAACAACGCAUACACCCCCAAAUGAAAGGACAAAAAACUCUACCAGAAACAAAUGAACCCUCAUCCACAAUAUCUGUAUAA
Molecule: messenger RNA, 1497 nt
Organism: Eimeria mitis
Lineage: Eukaryota; Apicomplexa; Conoidasida; Eucoccidiorida; Eimeriidae
Product: major facilitator superfamily domain-containing protein, putative
Exons: 1
Coding region: 1-1497 (498 amino acids)
Biological process (GO): transmembrane transport
Molecular function (GO): transmembrane transporter activity
Source: RefSeq, a predicted model, not a curated record